UAGAAAAAAAUUAACGAGUCACAACUUUAAUUUUCACUUUUGAUUGAAAGUUUGAAAGCCACUAGAAAAUACCAAUCACGUGGUCUAAAAUGAAAGUCAAAAUUAAAAAUUGGCAAGCGGUUGCAAUUUGGAAAUGGAUUGCCAAUGAUGAUAAUUGUGGUAUUUGUCGUAAUGCAUUUGAUGGCUGUUGUACCGAAUGUAAAAUGCCAGGCGAUGAUUGUCCAUUAGUAUGGGGAAAAUGUUCACAUUGUUUUCAUAUUCAUUGCAUUAUGAAAUGGUUAACUUCACAGAAUGUUCAUCAACAAUGUCCAAUGUGUCGACAGGAAUGGAAUUUUAAAGAAUAAAAUUGGAUUAUUUAAUAA
This is a messenger RNA of Dermatophagoides farinae (American house dust mite), 362 nucleotides long. RefSeq names its product anaphase-promoting complex subunit 11. Gene Ontology annotation, biological process: anaphase-promoting complex-dependent catabolic process. Gene Ontology annotation, cellular component: anaphase-promoting complex. Lineage: Eukaryota; Metazoa; Arthropoda; Arachnida; Sarcoptiformes; Pyroglyphidae. Gene Ontology annotation, molecular function: cullin family protein binding; ubiquitin protein ligase activity; zinc ion binding. The record is from RefSeq and is a predicted model, not a curated record.